Notothenia coriiceps (black rockcod) is the source of this 950-nucleotide messenger RNA. Its product is annotated as voltage-dependent calcium channel subunit alpha-2/delta-2-like. The transcript has 11 exons. Gene Ontology annotation, cellular component: voltage-gated calcium channel complex. NCBI's taxonomy places the organism in Eukaryota, Metazoa, Chordata, Actinopteri, Perciformes, Nototheniidae. Gene Ontology annotation, molecular function: voltage-gated calcium channel activity. The record is from RefSeq and is a predicted model, not a curated record. The coding region runs from base 150 to 950 and encodes 266 amino acids.
UGACCAGGGAGGCCGAGCAGCUUCAGAAGGAUCACGAAUGGCAAGAUGGUGUGACGGAGAGUGCCAUUUCAUACUACGAUUCCAAAGCGGGUUCAGACUAUCAGACGGAGGACGGGGAAGAGGAGAACCCCCUGGAGACCUCGACGUCCAUGGAGCUGGAGUUUGUGGAUGAUCCCAAUUUCAAAUACCAGGUCAACUACUCUUCAAGUGCGGUCCAGAUUCCUACAGACAUAUACAAAGGCUCUCCGACCAUCCUCAACGAGUUGAACUGGACCCAGGCGCUGGAGAAGGUCUUCAUUGAGAACCGUCGGGACGACAGCUCUCUGCGCUGGCAGGUGUUCGGCAGCGCCACAGGAGUGACUCGAUAUUACCCAGCCACUCCAUGGAGAGCGCCCAAAAAGAUUGACCUGUACGACGUCCGCAGAAGACCUUGGUAUAUUCAGGGUGCAUCUUCUCCAAAGGACAUGGUCAUCAUUGUGGAUGUGAGUGGCAGUGUUAGCGGACUCACUCUGAAGCUGAUGAAAAACUCCGUAAUUGAGAUGCUGGAAACUCUAUCAGACGACGACUAUGUGAAUGUGGCUAAGUUCAAUGAGAAGGCUGCAGCAGUCGUUCCAUGCUUCAAGACUUUGGUCCAAGCCAAUAAUCGGAACAAAGAAAUCUUCAAGAAGGCUGUCUGUGAUAUGAGCGCCAAAGGAACCACAGAUUACAAGUCUGGCUUCACAUUUGCCUUUGAACAGCUUCUCAAUGAGAGCAGUGCCCCGAGGGCCAACUGCAAUAAGAUGAUAAUGAUGUUUACAGAUGGCGGUGAGGAUCGUGCUCAGGACAUCUUUGAGAAGUACAACUGGCCCAACAAAACAGUACGUGUGUUCACCUUCUCUGUUGGCCAGCAUAAUUACGAUGUAACCCCUUUGCAGUGGAUAGCUUGUGCCAAUAAAGCUGCUCCUUUAUGA